Bacidia gigantensis is the source of this 1419-nucleotide messenger RNA. RefSeq lists its product as uncharacterized. The record is from RefSeq and is a predicted model, not a curated record. The transcript has a single exon. Lineage: Eukaryota; Fungi; Ascomycota; Lecanoromycetes; Lecanorales; Ramalinaceae. Bases 1 to 1419 code for a protein of 472 amino acids.
AUGCUGUACUACGACUCAAAUUAUAAUGUUCUAAUUUGCAGGUCCCACAAGCACGCGGUGAGAGACCUAGGAUGGCACCUUCGAAUCCACGGGGUUUCCGGAAGGGAGCGUGAAGCCCUUCUCACCGAGUACGGCUCACGGACCAUACGAGACCCCCGUUUCAGGCUUGCGGAUAGCACCGAUGUCCGAAGCUGGCUGGCCGAUCCUGUCGAAGGAUACUUAUGCGCAAGAUGCAACUUCAUGACGAGGAAAUACAUGCACCUCCUCAUGCACUGGGAAAAGGCCCACUAUGAUUUGCACAAUGCUCCACGUCCUACUUUUGCGGAGCCUAGAAGCCAUGCCAAAUGCAUUUGGAUGCAGACCCUCUACCCUUCUCCCUUCAUUAGAUGGUUCGCUGUCGAGUAUCGGAGGGGGUCCAUUUUUAGCGAAAGGCAUGAAAAGAUGCCCGUUGGUGCCGAGUGGCGACCGGAGUUUUUGAAUGAUUGUAUACAUAACCUACGUGAGACAUACAAACCAGCCCUUCUUGGCAUGCCUAGAGAAAUCCGAGAUAUGAUAUACGAGCUUGUCCUUACAAAGGACGCCACCUACCAUAUUGAAGACAUACUAGGCCCGGUUGAGCCCGAAUUCGGUGGUGGGAUGAUUGACGAUGAACACGAUCUAGCGUUCGGCACCUUAGGCGAUCGAAAGAAGCCUUAUGAUUUCCGAAAGGUGGCUGAACGUGACCUCGAAGCCUUCUAUCGGAACGGACAACCUACUAAGCUACGAGCAGUCAUGCUAUCUUCUCACCAAAAGCAGCCGGUCAAUCUUCUUCGUACGUGCUUCGUGAUAUACCUGGAGGCCGCAGAAUUUUUUUACACCAAGAAUCGUUUCUUCAUUCACAUGCGUUGGCAGAACUUCAUGACCGCGAUCCACUUUCUCACAUCGCUUCGUCCCCAAACAAGAAACCAUAUCCGUGAUUUGGGCAUCAAGAGUCUAAGACCUCCUCAAGGAGCGGAGAAACCGUGGGAGGGACCGUCGCCCAAACAGGCGCUCCUCUAUUACUUCUCCAUGAGGGAAUUUCUACGGGUUUGCGUACCUUCGAUGUCCCUCAAAUCUAUUGUCCUUUGCUUCAAUCUCCAGGACAUUGACGAGGGAGGCCACUUAUCUCCGCGCUCUUCUACCCAAUCACCUUGGCUAAAUCCAUUCUUACGGCUUUCUACCGCGUCAAUUGAGAUCCGUAUCGCAAGCUUUGACUUCACGGGAUAUGAGACUGGAACCGGCACAAUCGACACUUCAGCAGGCAGGCUUGUUGAUAAGCUCUGUGUGGUGGAUCGUUUGAAGUGUAUCAAAGGCCGAUGGGGGCACGGUGAUGACUACGGUGGUGAUAUUUAUGCGUGGUGGAAUCGAGUGCUUCCUAAAAAAGGGAGAGAGAUAUCAUGA